UUGUGAAACUGCUGCUACUUUUAGCUCCGAACACAGGAAGGUGCAACUAAGCCAGAGAAAGUCCAGCCGACCCGGAGUCAACAUGGAUCUCCUGCCUGCGUUUUCCCCUGAGACGUGGUUACUUCUCACAGUCCUCCUGGGCCUUGUAAUGCUAUAUGGAAUAUGGCCGUUCCGUGUGUUCAAGAGAUUAGGAAUUCCGGGCCCCACCCCAGUACCUUUCUUUGGCACUGCCUUGCACUACCGCCAUGGUUUUGUGCAGUUUGAUACCAUGUGCCACAAGAAAUACGGGAACAUCUGGGGAAUUUAUGACGGCCGGCAACCUGUGUUAGGCGUAAUGGAUCCCACCAUCAUCAAAGCCGUACUAGUGAAAGAGUGCUACACCAACUUCACCAAUCGCCGGAAUGUAGACUUGGUGGGAAUGCUGAAUCAAGCGGUGUCAAUAGCGAAGGACGAGCAGUGGAAAAGGAUUCGCACCGUCCUGUCGCCGACCUUCACCAGCGGGAAGCUGAAGGAGAUGUUCCCCAUUAUAAAAAACUACGGGGAAGUUCUUGUGCAGAACGUGCAGAAGAAAGUGGAAAGGGAUGAGCCCAUCGAGGUGAAAGAGAUCUUCGGGGCUUACAGCAUGGACGUCGUCACCAGCACCUCGUUCGGGGUGAAUAUCGACUCCAUGAACAACCCCAAAGACCCUUUUGUCAAGGAGAUCAAGAAGAUGACCAAGUUCAACUCUUUUGACCCACUCUUCAUUUUGACAUUCACGUGCCCGUUCCUCAUACCCCUUCUUCGGUUAAUGAAGGUGAACCUCUUCCCCAGUGAUGCGCUGGACUUCUUCACAAGAUCGGUUGGGAAAAUAAGGGAACAGCGGCAGAAACAAGGCAAAGGGGACCGGGUGGAUUUCCUGCAGCUGAUGAUCGACUCCCAAGGAGAAAACAGCAACGGCAUCAAUGGCCAACAGCAGAGCAAUGGGGUGGAUCACUCAUUCAAAGGCUUGACCGACACUGAGGUUCUGGCCCAAGCGGUCAUCUUUAUUUUCGCGGGAUAUGAGCCGUCCAGCAAUUCCCUGGGCUACAUCGCCUACCUCUUGGCCACGCACCCUGACGUCCAACAGAAGCUUCAUGACGAAAUCGAGUCUGUUCUCCCCAACAAGGCCCCUCUCACGUAUGAUGCUAUCAUGCAACUGGAGUACCUCGACAUGGUGAUUAAUGAAACCCAGAGGCUGUACCCCCUCGGGGGGCGCCUUGAAAGGGUCAGCAAGAAAGACGUUGAAAUAAAUGGCGUGGUUAUCCCAAAAGGCACAGUGGUGAUGAUUCCGCCUUACAAUCUGCAUCGGGACCCGGAAUACUGGCCAGAACCAGAGGAAUUUAGACCCGAGAGGUUCAGCAAAGAGAACAGAGAAAGCAUCGAUCCUUACACGUACCUGCCCUUCGGAGCCGGUCCCCGGAACUGCAUCGGGAUGAGAUUUGCGCUGGUCACGAUGAAAGUGGCGAUUGUGAGGCUCCUGCAGCAUUUCUCCUUCAGGACCUGCAAAGAAACCCCGAUUCCCCUGGAGCUGAGCUCCCAGGUCUUCUUAAUGCCAAAGAAACCGAUUGUUCUGAAGUUGGUGCCACGAGAAAAGGAAGAAUGAAUCCCGGAUUGUGAUACGGAUACCUCUGCAGAGGACGCAAACUGUUGAGACCUUGCAGAUUCUACGAAGAGAAAUCCCAUUUGUUCCGAAGACAACCUCUAGAUAUAUCUGCCGACAGACAGGCAGGCAGGCAGACAGAGGGAUGUUAUUAGCUUUCGUAAUGAUUAAAGUCAAAAUGAUUCCUCAUAAGAACAUAAGAGACGCCAAUGUUGGAUCUGGCCAAAGGCCCAUCCAGUCCAAC
This is a messenger RNA of Gekko japonicus, 1862 nucleotides long. RefSeq names its product cytochrome P450 3A9-like. The record is from RefSeq and is a predicted model, not a curated record. The coding region runs from base 83 to 1621 and encodes 512 amino acids. Gene Ontology annotation, biological process: oxidative demethylation; steroid metabolic process. Lineage: Eukaryota; Metazoa; Chordata; Lepidosauria; Squamata; Gekkonidae. Gene Ontology annotation, molecular function: heme binding; iron ion binding; oxidoreductase activity, acting on paired donors, with incorporation or reduction of molecular oxygen, reduced flavin or flavoprotein as one donor, and incorporation of one atom of oxygen. The transcript has 13 exons.